AUGGAGGGGUGAUUGGCUAAUAUGUGGAGGUUGACUGCAAAAGAGAGUAAAUUUGUGGAAACUGCAACAAAUUUACAAUCUGAGCUCAGAGUCGAUGUUCGUGGCCUUUAUGAUUACCGCAAGCUUACUAUUAACUUUGGAACAGAAUAUGGUAGCUUGCAAGUUCAACUUGGUCAGACUCAUGUUAUGGGUUUUGUGACUACUCAGUUGGUACAACCUUACAAAGAUAGACCCAACGAAGGCUCCCUAUCUAUCUUCACUGAAUUUUCUCCAAUGGCUGAUCCGUCGUUUGAGCCUGGUCGUCCUGGGGAAUCUGCAGUGGAGCUUGGACGCAUUAUCGACCGAGCUCUAAGAGAAAGCCGUGCAGUACAUCGGAUACUGGUCUGGUCUGUUCGCAUUGAUCUACACAUUUUGAACAACGGAGGGAACUUGGUUGAUGCUUCCAAUAUUCCUGCUUUACCAGCUCUCGUGACGUUUAGGAGACCAGUUUGCACGGUAGGAGAGAAUGGUCAAGAAGUGAUCAUACACCCACCAGAGGUUAGUCAUAUUAGAAAAGGCAAUUCUCAACUUCAACUGUUUGAAGAAGCAGUAAUGUGUGAGAGAAUGACUGUGACAGUUAAUGCAAAUGGCGACAUAUGUGCAAUUCAGAAACCGGGUGAAGAAGGCUUGAGCCAGAGUGUAAUCCUUCAUUGUAUGCGUCUUGCUUCUUCAAGAGCUGCUGCAACAACAAAGAUAAUUAGAAAAGAAGUUGAAGCAUAUAACCGUGAAAAAAGCUUAAAGAAGGUGAAGCGACAUCCCACUUUGGCUAAGUCUGAAGUUUCUGGACCGACUGUAGCUGUGAAGGAGGGACAUAGGAAGUCCUCUGAUCAGGAAAGAGCUGCAGAGAUAUCUCGGGAACAUGUUGAAAGGCUAGAUCUUUGUGAAGAGAAACUAAGAAGCAAUACGAAAGAAGAAGUUGCUACAAAACAAAAGGAUGGAGAGGUAACACUCAAAGAUGCUGUCAAACCGAAGAAGAAGUGGAAAAACAAGAGCAAUAAGAAAGUCCCUAAGUUGUAAAGUAGAAUCCAGAACCUAGCUGAGUUGGAUUGUCAUGAUCACUCGAUUACUCUCUUCUCCCAUUAAUACUCAGACUAGACACGGUUUAUGGUGAAAAUGCAUCGAGUUAGCAGUGUCCAGUGUGUUGUUAAAUUUCUUUGCGGUCUUGUAACGCUAUAAAUGAAACGGAUACGGUGAAGAAGAUUCAUAAAAUAA
Molecule: messenger RNA, 1251 nt
Organism: Capsella rubella
Lineage: Eukaryota; Viridiplantae; Streptophyta; Magnoliopsida; Brassicales; Brassicaceae
Product: exosome complex component RRP45B
Biological process (GO): U1 snRNA 3'-end processing; nuclear polyadenylation-dependent rRNA catabolic process; nuclear polyadenylation-dependent mRNA catabolic process
Cellular component (GO): nuclear exosome (RNase complex); cytoplasmic exosome (RNase complex)
Source: RefSeq, a predicted model, not a curated record